GCCUUCCAAACAUUGUUAAAAGUAAACUCAUACAAACAGUUACAAUGGUAGAUUGGAUUGGAUCAAACGCUGAUCUUUGAUCUAAAUAACAACAAUAAUAAUAAUAAUAAUAUUCUGAAGAACCCGUUUUCCUCCAACAUCCACAACAAUUUAUGGAUACAAUUCACUGAAACCCGAUCCAAUUCAAACCAGUCUGGGUUGGUUAACAAAUCGAUCGUGAUAAAAAAAUGGCGGGAAUGGGGCAGCUGAUGAUUACAGACACGAUCUUGUCGUUCAUGUGGGUUUGGGCAGGCGUUAUUAUAAGAAUAAUCAUGCAAAGUUUUCCAGGGUUGAGCUACAAUGAUCAUGUUUCUGAAUUCUCUAAGUCUUGUCUUUCCCUUCUUAACAUGUUCUUGUUUUCUUAUUUGGUUAAACUCACCAAUGGUGGCGCUUACAAUCCAAUUCCUGUUUUCACAAACGCCAUUAAUGGAGAUUUUGUUACGUUUCUGUUCAAUAUUGCCAGAAUCCCGUUUCAGGUGUUUGGAUCGAUUAUGGGAGUGAGGCUUGUUCUCGAGAUUUUUCCUGAAAUAUGGCGUGGGCCUGAGCUGAUUAUCAACCUUAAUCAAGGUGCAUUGACAGAAGGAUUAUUGACAUUCACACAGGUGCUGAUUGCACAAGGUCUUGAUAGAAACAUUCGUAGCGGUUUCUUUAGGAAAACUUGGAUUAAUAGCGUCUUAAAACUUGCUCUUCAUAUACUUGGAUCAGAUUUAACUGGUGGAUGCAUGAAUCCAGCUGCUGUUGUCGGUUGGGCAUAUGCUCUCGGUGUUCAUAAAACAAAGGAGCAUAUAGUUGUUUAUUGGUUUGCCCCCAUCGAGGCGACUUUACUGGCGGUAUGGACAUUUAGGUUGCUGGUACGGCGGCCAAAACCAGAGAAACAGAAGAAACAGAAGACCAACUGAAGGUGAUUCUAUCACACGGUUGCACAAAACCGAUCCUUCUACAUAUAUAGAAUGAAGAUUCCAUUUACAGAAUUGUACAUUAUAGAUUUUUUGGUCUUCCAUACCAAUUGCGUUCUUUAAUCUCCGAGUUAGAGAUACUUUGACUUUUCCAAGUCAAACAAGUAUUUUUCAGUAUUCAAAAGUGAUGUAUAGUCAACUCAUGCUGUAUUCCUUUAUCACAAAAUUGCAGAAGCUUUGACUUUUAAAAGUCAAUUAAGUAUUAAAUGUGAUGUACUGAUGUAAUACAUAUUUUGAUCAAGUACACAUGCCAAAAUUGUCGUGUUA
Helianthus annuus (common sunflower) is the source of this 1262-nucleotide messenger RNA. RefSeq names its product probable aquaporin SIP2-1. The transcript is spliced from 3 exons. The record is from RefSeq and is a predicted model, not a curated record. The coding region runs from base 228 to 938 and encodes 236 amino acids. Lineage: Eukaryota; Viridiplantae; Streptophyta; Magnoliopsida; Asterales; Asteraceae. Gene Ontology annotation, molecular function: channel activity. Gene Ontology annotation, biological process: transmembrane transport. Gene Ontology annotation, cellular component: membrane.